AUGCUUUCAAGAGUUUCACAAAAAUCUAUGUCUAAUGCUCUUAGACAAUCUGUUCAUCUAAGAUGUGCAACUAUCGUCCCUACCAAGAGAUCGUUUGCAUCUUUGGUCGGGCAAACUUCAUACAACAAAGUACAAUCAUCAUCGUUGAAUAAUUCCACUUAUCGUCGUUGGGCAUCCACUUCAGUACCCGUACCACCAAUGGCUGAAUCUUUAACUGAAGGGUCCCUAAAGGAUUAUACAAAGGCUAUAGGGGAAUAUAUUAAGGAGGAUGAAUUGUUAGCAACCAUCGAGACUGAUAAGAUUGAUAUCGAAGUGAAUUCUCCCGUCUCUGGUACUAUCACCAAAUUGAAUUUCCAACCUGAAGACACAGUUACUGUUGGUGAUGAAUUAGCGCAAAUCGAAGAGGGUGCUGCACCAGAAGGUGGUGCUGCUCCGACUGAAGCUGCUAAAGAGGCCCCAGUUGAAACUGAAAAGAAAACCCCAGCCGCAGCCGCAGCUCCUACCCCUACUCCAAAGAAAGAGACCCCAGCUGCUCCUAAGAAGGCAACGCCAGCUGCAACUCCAGCUGCUACUCCAGCGGCUCAAGCAGCUAACUCAUUUACACCUUUUGCACGUAACGAAUCUCGUGUUAAGAUGAACCGUAUGAGAUUAAGAAUCGCAGAAAGAUUAAAGGAAUCUCAAAAUACAGCUGCCUCUUUAACAACUUUUAACGAAGUCGAUAUGUCUGCUCUAUUGGAUAUGAGAAAAUUAUACAAGGAUGAAAUCAUUAAGAAGACGGGUACCAAAUUCGGUUUCAUGGGUUUAUUCUCAAAGGCCUGUACUUUAGCUGCAAAGGAUAUUCCUGCUAUCAAUGGUGCCAUUGAAGGUGACCAAAUUGUUUACCGUGACUUUACCGAUAUUUCAGUUGCUGUAGCUACACCAAAGGGUCUUGUUACUCCAGUGGUUCGUAAUGCCGAAUCACUUUCCGUAUUAGGUAUUGAAGAUGAAAUCGUUAGAUUAAGUCACAAGGCUAGAGAUGGUAAAUUGACCCUAGAAGACAUGACUGGUGGUACUUUCACAAUCUCUAACGGUGGUGUUUUUGGCUCCCUUUAUGGUACUCCAAUCAUUAACACUCCACAAACUGCUGUGUUGGGUCUACAUGGUGUUAAAGAAAGACCAGUCACUAUCAAUGGUCAAAUUGUCUCAAGACCAAUGAUGUACAUGGCAUUGACUUACGAUCAUAGAUUAGUCGACGGUAGAGAGGCUGUUACUUUCUUGAAGACUGUCAAAGAACUAAUCGAAGAUCCAAGAAAGAUGUUAUUAUUUUAA
This is a messenger RNA of Maudiozyma barnettii, 1308 nucleotides long. RefSeq names its product dihydrolipoyl transsuccinylase (gene KGD2). The record is from RefSeq and is a predicted model, not a curated record. Gene Ontology annotation, cellular component: oxoglutarate dehydrogenase complex. The transcript has a single exon. Gene Ontology annotation, molecular function: dihydrolipoyllysine-residue succinyltransferase activity. Gene Ontology annotation, biological process: tricarboxylic acid cycle. NCBI's taxonomy places the organism in Eukaryota, Fungi, Ascomycota, Saccharomycetes, Saccharomycetales, Saccharomycetaceae. The coding region runs from base 1 to 1308 and encodes 435 amino acids.